AUGGGUCAGCACACCCGCCAUGAAUCCUACCCUUCCACCUCAUUAACCCGCAUUGACUUCCACCACCACGGCCAGCGCCGCCUUGAUGUCGCUUCCGCCACCUCCUGCGGCUGCGCCGACGACCUCGCAUGGCCAUUCGGCAAGCUCGACGAUCUAGACUCCGACGCCGUCAGGGAAACGGCGUAUGAGAUCUUCUUCACGUCAUGCCGGUCGUCGCCGGGGUUCGGUGGCCGCCAUGCACUGACGUUCUACUCUAACUACGAGAACGGCGGCGAUGGCGGGAAGUCGAACCAGGUGGUGACGAAGCCAACGAGCAGGGUGAAGAAGGCAUUAGGGUUGAAGAUGUUGAGGAGAUCGCUGUCGAAGAGAAUGGUUUUCGGCGUCGGGAGCAACGGAGUGUCUUCGACGCCUUCGUCCCCGGUGGGUGGAGCAAGCAGCCCUUUGUCGCACACCGUGCCGCCUUUUAGGCCACGGCGUCCCAUGACCGCGGCGGAGAUCAUGAGACAACAGAUGAGGGUGACAGAACACGAUGAUAAUAAGUUAAGGAAGACCCUCAUGAGGACACUCGUUGGCCAAGUGGGAAGGCGUGCAGAAACUAUAAUCCUGCCCUUGGAACUGUUACGGCACCUAAAGCCUUCAGAAUUCAGUGAUUCCAAUGAGUAUCAUAUGUGGCAAAUGAGGCAGCUCAAGAUCCUUGAAGCUGGGCUCCUUCUUUACCCUUCAAUCCCUUUAGAAAAGACCAACACAUUUGCCACGCGUCUCAGAGACAUCAUAACAAGUGGGGAGUCUAAACCUAUAGACACUGGCAAAAACUCUGACACCAUGAGAACCCUUUGCAACUCUGUGGUUUCCUUGUCAUGGAGAAGCCACAAUGGUACUCCCACUGAUGUUUGUCAUUGGGCUGAUGGUUUCCCUUUCAACAUUCACCUCUAUACUUCUCUUCUUCAGUCCAUUUUUGACAUCAGGGAUGACACAUUAGUCCUAGAUGAAGUUGAUGAGCUACUUGAGUUAAUCAAGAAGACAUGGUCUACAUUGGGUAUCACCUUGCCAAUUCACAAUGUGUGCUUCACUUGGGUCCUGUUUCAUCAGUACAUAGCAACUGGGCAGAUAGAACCUGACCUCCUUUGUGCCUCACAUGCCAUGUUGUAUGAGGUGGCAAAUGAUGCUAAGAAAGAAAAGGAAUCUUUGUAUGUUAAGAUACUUUCAUCAGUGCUGAGCUCAAUGCAGGGUUGGGCAGAGAAGAGAUUGCUUAAUUACCAUGACUAUUUCCAGAGAGGGAAUGCUGGCCAAAUCGAAAACCUCCUUCCUGUGGUGUUGUCAGCAUCAAGGAUUUUAGGUGAAGAUCUUACAAUCACAGAUGGGGAAGGGGGAGAGAAAGGUGACAUAACCAUAGUGGAUUCAUCCGGUGACCGGGUUGAUAAUUAUAUUCGUUCUUCCAUGAAAAAUGCAUUUGAAAAGGUAUUAGAAGCAGUGAAUACCAAAUAUGGUGAAUAUGAAAGAAAGAAAGAAUUGAGUGAAGUUCUACUUCAAUUAGCUCAGGAGACUGAAGUUUUGAUGAUGAAGGAAAGACAUCAUUUUAGUCCAAUGCUAAAGAAAUGGCACUCAACAUCAGGUGCAGUUGCAGCAAUGAUGCUGCACACCUGCUAUGGGCAAGUGCUGAGGCAGUACAUACUUCAAGUGACCUCACUAACAACUGAAUCAGUUCAGGUAUUGCAGAGGGCUGGAAAGCUAGAAAAGUUAAUUGUCCAAAUAGUGGUUGAAGACUCUGCUGAGUGUGAGGAUGGUGGCAAAACAGUUGUGAGAGAGAUGGCUCCCUUUGAUGUUGAUUCAGUCAUAUUGAGUCUUCUGGGAAAAUGGAUAGAUGAAUCAUUGUACAUAGGCAAAGAGUGUGUGCAAAGAGCAAAAGAAACUGAAACAUGGAAUCCAAAGUCCAAAUCAGAGCUAUAUGCACAAUCAGCUGCGGAGCUGACGAAAUUGGCGGCAACAACUGUGGAAGAAUUCUUCCAAGUUCCAAUAGCAAUUACAGAAGAUUUAGUUCAAGAUCUUGCUGAUGGAUUGGAAAACCUCUUCCAGGACUACAUGAUGUUUGUUGCAGCAUGUGGUUCAAAGCAGAGUUACAUUCCCUUGCUUCCCCCACUAACCAGAUGCAACCGGGAUUCCAAAUUCAUCAAGCUGUGGAAGAAAGCUGCACCAUGCAGUUCUGGUUUUGAAGAUCAACAACACAUAAAUGGAAGUCAUGAAGGUCAAAAUCCUAGGCCAUCAACUAGCCGUGGAACGCAACGCCUCUAUGUUCGUCUCAACACUUUGCACUAUCUCCUUACUCAAAUCCACUCUCUUGAGAAAUCACUCUCAAUGAACCCUGGAGUUGUUCCUUCAAAUCGCCUUCGGUUUGCAAACAACCACCGCAGGAAUCAAAGCAACAGUUCUUCAUACUUUGAAGCAGUGAACUUGUCCAUUCUAGCAGCAUGCCAACAUGUCUCAGAAGUUGCUGCAUACCGUCUUGUAUUCCUUGACUCAAACUCUGUCUUCUAUGAGAGCCUCUACAUUGGUGGUGUAGAAAGAGGCCAGAUUAGAGCUGUGUUGAGAAUCCUCAAGCAGAAUAUAACACUAAUGACUACAGUUCUUACAGAUAGAGCUCAACCAAUGGCAAUGAAGGAAGUCAUGAAGGCAUCAUUUGAUUCAUUCCUUAUGGUUUUUCUUGCUGGUGGAAGCUCCCGUGUGUUUCACAGGUCUGACCAUGAGAUCAUCCAAGAGGAUUUUGACAACUUGAAGAAAGUUUUCAGCAAUUGUGUAGAAGGAUUGAUAGCAGAAAAUGUGGUGGAUGGAGAGGCUGCAGUAGUGGAGGGAGUUAUUGCAUUAAUGGGCCAAAGUACUGAACAGUUGAUGGAAGAUUUCAGCAUUGUGACUUGUGAAUCAAGUGGAAUGGGUGUGAUGGGUAAUGGGCAGAAGUUGCCAAUGCCUCCUACUACAGGAAAGUGGAAUAGAGCAGACCCCAACACAAUAUUGAGGAUAUUGUGCCAUAGAAAUGACAGAGCUGCAAAUCUGUUCUUAAAGAGAACAUUCCAAUUAGCAAAGAGGAGAUAA
Molecule: messenger RNA, 3084 nt
Organism: Gastrolobium bilobum
Lineage: Eukaryota; Viridiplantae; Streptophyta; Magnoliopsida; Fabales; Fabaceae
Product: protein unc-13 homolog
Exons: 5
Coding region: 1-3084 (1027 amino acids)
Source: RefSeq, a predicted model, not a curated record